Exophiala spinifera is the source of this 9231-nucleotide messenger RNA. RefSeq lists its product as uncharacterized. Bases 1 to 9231 code for a protein of 3076 amino acids. The transcript is spliced from 2 exons. Lineage: Eukaryota; Fungi; Ascomycota; Eurotiomycetes; Chaetothyriales; Herpotrichiellaceae. The record is from RefSeq and is a predicted model, not a curated record.
AUGGCCGCGAUCGAUGCCCUGUGGCGUGGUGAGGAUGCAGCUCGAUUCGCAUACGAACACGUUUUCCUGCCCCCAAACCUACCGCAGUCCGAUCAUGACGAAUUAGGUGCCGACUUCUUGCUACAACAUUUCGUGACCGCCGCAGAAGAUUUUUCGACUUUGUCCUCGUUCUCGGAGCCUGAGGGUCAAUUCUGGCGAGGUUUCUCCUCGUCACUCGUCAAAUGGCGGGAUCUGUAUUCCGGUGGUGCGCCUUGCAGCGAUAACAUUACUCAGGCUUUGCAGAACAUGAUGCCAGGGGAAAUCCUCCUUAUUCCCGUCGUCUGUCAAAAUGCAACCCUGUUGAUUCGCAACAACUUCCAGGGAGCAAUCGUGGAGUGCUUUGAAGUCUUGGCCACAACUGAGUCUGUCAUGGCGGCAAAGGAUGCUGUGAUACGACGUUUCCCGGCGAGAGCAAUCUUCCUCAGAAAAGAAGUACUCGACGACAAAGGUUUUGUGGAAGAGCUGGGAAAAGCAAUAUUUCAACUUUCCGUGGAAAAGCUUGAGCUAGCCAUGGAGACAAGUACAAAGGGUGGUCAAACUUUUGCGGAAGAGCGUGACUCGGCGCAUCCUCGCGCUGUCACCGAAUGGCUCUUCUCCAUUCUCAGCACCCGUGGCGAGCCUGUCUCGAGCCAAACAAUCCUCAAGCGUACCCAUGACGAUGUGUGCUGGACCCACGCCCUGAGGCCAUGGCGCCGCUCCAACAUUUACCUUUCCGCGCGAGUGGGAGUCCAGCUUGCCCUUCUGAACUCCGGUAUGACCGACAGUGGAUAUAUCAUGUACAAGAACUUCAUGUUAUAUCUUGUGUCACAAAUUGCCACUGAGAUAGUGACCGUCAACAUUGCCCCAGAUGUCCUGCAUGUUCUUCGAGUAAAGAUCGCCCGACGCAAUGCCAAACUGGGGCCUGAAACGAUUGAAUUUGUCCAGGAGGCGGCCGACAAGACCUUGCAGCUUAUCGACAAGGCCAUGCAGAGACAUUGGGUAGAAAUCAAAGCCCGAGAGGAUGUUGGCGUUCCAAAUAUUCCUGUAUCCUCUCUUUCGCAGUAUUUGAAUCUCAAAUGCUCGGGUGAGCAGCUUCGAAAAGUCUGGGACAGGUCUCAAACAAGCUAUGUGAAAGCUCGUACAAAUUUCACACCCAAGGGGUUGCCGAGACUCCAAUUCUCCAGAGUCACUCUACCCAGUCCAACGAUAUUCAACAAGUCCUCGACAGAUCUGCUAAGCACGUUGAAUGACUUUGAAAGAUGGGUUGCUGAGAAUCUCGAGUCGUGGCUGGUGUCAAAUUCCGACAACGUCAAUGAGUGCGCUACGCUGAAUUAUGUCAUCGUCAACUAUCAUCGAUCCGCCCGCAGUGUCUACCAGGAACAUCCCCAGCUCGUGUCCGUCAUGUUCCUGACGAUGUUCGAGCUGUGGGCCGCACUCGACAAGAUCACUACGACAGUUCAUCCGCUACUGUUGGACUUCCCGCCAGACAUCGACAUUGCUGUCUUCCGCCCACUUUUGCUAAGCACAGAAUCGCUUCUGAAAAGAUUGGCACAUCUGGAGACGUACAUACAGUUUCGCAGUACCAGAGCCAUGCCCACUAACCCUUCAAUUUUCGGCAAUCCGUCCAGAAAUUGUCUCGCUUCGAGGUUCUACGACCAAUCGCCUGAGUUGGCUGUCCUUAGAGCUGUCAUCGAAGACGAUGCUCAGGAAGCUAGGACCAAGAAGCAGGAAGAGUGGGACGAACAGAGACUGAAGCAUCACAAAUUGGUCCAGCAAGCUGCUUCACUCAAGCACAGCACGGCCAGAAAGCUUUCUGGCAUGCACAACCCGGAUAACUGUCACAAAUGCUCGAUUGAGAAAGAAGCGAGCUCUCUUAAGUUUGAAAAGCAUGAGUGGCCGUUGCCUGCAGAAGAAUCCGAGAUCAAAGCUGUUGUCUUUGAACUGGGCAUGCCAGAAGAACUCAUCCACUGGCGUGAUGGUACGUGGUAUCUGGUUCAUGACCUUGGCAGAGUUGCUACUCAUGGCCAACAAGUGCUGCAACCAUUGUUUUCUUACCGCGGGCUCCGCGAAUAUGGAACGGCCAAAGGUCGUCGAGUAACACUCGCAUCCGCCUUGAAAGCAACUCACAAGACGCACUACUUCAGGGCAGGCGCGGCACUGGGCCCCGUUUCUGUAGGAAAUGGACUGAAGUUUGCUAUGUGUGACUCUUGGAGUAAGGUUGUAUGGACUGCUUCUCAGCGCCAGAAGACAACGAUUCGUCAAGCCUGCGCUUCGAAAUUACCGGACACACUUGAUACCCUACUUGGUCCACUAGUCCAUACGACGAGCCAUUCUCACAAUUCAGUCAUUGUGAAACAGACGCAGCGCCCGGCAGGCAUGAGCGCUCCAGAGUACAUCCUCUACGGCACAGUCCGCUCCGGUGAGAGACUUCAAUGGAUAAACAUACUAACUGUCCUUCGAUCUCACGAAAUUGACCUCAACUCGAUAUCUACUGCGCUGCUCUUACUUCACGCGAGUUCCGAGGUAGGCGCACCUGGCACGAUUGAGCCUCGUCAUCUUAGAGACUGUCAAGGGGAUCUCAACAAUGACUCUUUCUGCUACGCACUUCUCGAAGCAUUAUCUUGCCGUCUGAAAGACAUUGAGACAAGUUGGAAAGAAACCACAACUGCAGCGGUCAUCCUCACACUGACACUCGCGCUCUCAUCCUUGGCUCCAAGAGUUGUGAACCAAUGCAUUGAACUUGUACUUCGUAUUCGUCGAGUCGGACUCGCAUGGAUCCGCCAACUUGCGCAAACCUAUACGCUCAUCCGGGACACAUCAGGAAACUCAGUCUCACAUGGAGACCUUCCGCAAAACAUCAUCAAGAGUUGCAUCCUGGCACGUCGGACAUACGCUACAGUGUGGAAUGAAUCUGCGCCAAGCUUUGAUCGGGAAUCUGUGGAAGACUAUAUUGAAAUAUCCAUUCAUCUUCAUGCUCAUCUGAGCACCAUGCCUGACGAGAAUGGAUUGGAUUCUCGAUGGGCAUCGGACAUACUCCAAGACUCCCACAACGCUAGGUUCAUCCUCAUGUCCAUUGUCGAAUGGUUGGAUCUUGCCGACGAAGUAUUCUCGCGUGGCAUCAAGAGAUAUUGGGGCUCGGCAUCGUUCGAAGGGAAGUGGAAUAUUGUGCAUCAGGAUGACGUGUCUUGGAUCACGAAUCAGAGCAAGACCCGGCCGGUGCAUCUAAACCUUGUCACAGGGAGCCUCCUCAUAUCCGGCAAGCCUCUGUCACGGCUGCCCUUCGAUUAUAGGUCCAAUCCGUUGUACCGCGCAGUCUUCGCAGAUCUCGAGCUGUUUGAUGUAAUUGCGUCCGAUGUUGAAGACAUGGAGUACAUGUCCAGAUAUCUCUAUGAGGGACACCAGGUCUAUUUUGGCAUGCGAAUGGGUGAGUUGGUGCUACGUUCACAUAUUGACGAUGAAAGAUAUGAGGCAGUACUUCCCAGCACAUUUCAUACAGAUCUGCCCGCUGUCAUUGUUCGUAACACGAUUCCUUGGAUGUCUCUACGCAGUGGUACCAUAGAGUUUCGAAGUCGCGAGAAACCAUGGGAUUCUUCAGCUGCGGAAUGGUUUCUUUACUCCGCUGUGGGCUCAGAUCUGCAGCCUUCUUUGCACACUAAAGAUGCUUGCUUGAUCGACUACGAAAGCCCAGCUGGGAUAACGAUAUGCCAGAUCCUCCGAUCAAUUGAGAGAAGAGAUCACAUAGUAAUAUCAAAACCGGACAAGUCCAGUCUUGAAGUUUGGCUGCCGCGCUUCCACUUGCACUUCCAUGUUACCCCUGAAGGGCACCUGAAGUGCAAGGAACUCUCAGCUGUUGUUGACCAGGACCAGUCGAUCGGGACACUACAUGGCCUCCAAAGUCGCCUGGUCCUACGCACAGUGGGUGAGGCAUCCGGUAGCUCAAGCUCGCGAACCGUCCUGGUUCCCCUUGGGGAAGUUCAGGUUUUUCCUAUGCCGCCGCACGUUCAUGUAGUCAUUGUCCAAAGUGAUGAUGACAAAACCAUAUCUUUCACUCAAUUGCGCGUUGAUGACCGUCUUGGCCGGCUCUUGGGUACGGAUCUUGAUUCGCACAUCUACAAAACAUAUCUGCAUGCGCUUACUGGAUUUCCCGAGCCAGAUAGCCUUACUGGACGGACUGGAACUGAGCAAUGUCUCCUUGAUUUAUCCGACACCAUCACUCGAACCACAGUCCCACUUUCACAUCAUUCCCGGGAGACCUUGACGCUCAUUGCGGGUCUGUCGCCUACACGGAAAUGGUACCCUGACCACAAACAGGUGAUGCAGAGCUAUUCAUUCCACGAAGUGCUCUCUGGAUAUGUGCUACGGGACAUUUUCUUUCUCUUCGUAAUGGACAUCUUCGAACACAAUGCCAAGGCAGGGUUCUUGUCAAGCAAUGAGAUGCCAACACUCGCAUACUCCUUGAAAGAGAAUGAUCUGCUGCUUCUACAUAGAUCCCAUCAUCGAACAAGAAAGCUCUAUCCGACCGACCCAGCUUGGAACGGCCACGACGAUAUUACAGAUCGCCAUUAUACUGCGAGGGACGAAGCUUUUUCUGAAUCUGAGGCGGCCACUCGCUCCAUGGCCACCCUCGUCCAUGAAUAUCCAUCAUCAUUCCCUGUUGGAGGCAUCAAAGAGAGAAUCCUUCGUUGGGGAGCUAUUACUGGCCUUCAAGAAUCAUUUAACCCCUCCACCAUCUCUGAGGUACUUCACGAGGACCUGAACCACCUCUUUCCCCGAUUGUUGUAUUCAUGCAAACGCUCAAAGUUGCCGAAGCAGCAGUUAGUCUUUAUACUCUCUCUGUUGGCUUUUAAAGAUCCCACGCACAUCCCACUCCUCAAGGCACUGCUUGCGGUGGCAGUGUCUCCCUUUUUGAAGCAUUUACCUUUGUUGGAUCAAAAUUCGUAUGAUCUGAGAGAGGAAAAUUUGUUCGGUGACAAAGCGAUUGAUGUUUGUUGGACGAUGUUCGAGGAAGAGUGUGUUAACGCAAGUGGACCGACACAUACGAAGAGACUGAGGAAAAUAGCCAACAACUUCAGACAGCAACUCCAGCCGCAGUUGAAGAAGCACAAGGCAACAGUGUCCGCUGCAAUCUCAACCUCGUGGAUGAACGGAGCACUUGAACUUCCCCAAAAGAUUGGGAAUUUGGAUAUGAAGAUUCUAAAUAAUGUCCUACGAGAGAGAUUCUCCACCUGGAGAACGAACCGGAUGUUUCUAUCCCAGCUUGACGCAUUUGACCGCGGUCUAGAAGCAAUGAACGGUUCCUGGAUUGCACCUGCUCCAGUCUAUACUAUUCUUGCUCAUGGUGAUAGUCUUCGAGGCCUGAGACGUCGUACCCACUUCUCACUGCUCGAAGUUAUGCAUCUUGUUGAUACGGGCAAGGUGGACUUUGUACUCAGUGAGCCGAGUCUCGUGGAUCGAGAUUUGAGCAAGACGAUCUCGGCCGAAGAAGAGCCAGAAGACGACAGACCUAGUAUGGUACAGCAAAUGUCCUCUGAACUUGAAGAUCUGAUUUCCGACCUCACCCUUGGGUCCGACGAAGCAUCAGAGUCCUACGCACAACAACUGCACCAAAGUAUUCAAGCUUUGCAAGGCGAAGUUCUUGAGCGCAAAGAGCACAGAAUGAAAGUUCCCGACAGCAUACUCCUAGACAGGAUGGCCAAGCAGAUCAAAGGAACAAUCUCCCGCUUCAUUCUUCUCUGCAACCUAUUCCUCAAGCCGCGUUUCGAUGCAGGGUUUGGUCUUGUCAAGGCAAGACUCUGGCCACAGGCCACUCCAUUUACUAUCCUUCAAUUGCUUUCUCCACAGCAUAGAAAUGAGAUUCCUGGGUCUUGGCUUGAGUUACUUGUUUCGUUUGCUCAUGAAGUCACUGCGCUGCAACGGAUUGGGAGAAUUCAGUACUACCUUGUAGUAGGUGACGACUUUGCUCUGCAGCGCGAGCUGGCUAACCCUGCCCAUGCCGCCUGGACUACUACAGAACGUUUGGACUGGCUGCUUUUGGAAAUCCAGAACAACUUUCUCAUCCGGCCGGUACAGGUGAAAGUUGCACAAGAGAUCAUAAAACCAGAGAAUGGGCUUGUACUAUUAGGUAUGGGUGAAGGAAAGACGUCAGUUAUAUUGCCGAUGGUGGUUAGUGCUCUUGCAACAGGCUCGAACCUCGUUCGUGUUGUGGUCCUAAAGCCACUGGCAAACGAGAUGCUUCGGCAGUUGUCCAGAACCCUCUCAGGACUUUGUUCAAGAAUGGUCUACUUUUUGCCGUUCUCCAGAUCGACAAAACUAUCCGCGGACACCCCUGGAAAUCUCCUGGAUCUCUACAAAGAAUGUCGUCAACAACAGGGCGUGCUCCUUAGUCUUCCAGAGCACCUGAAUUCAUUUCGUCUUAUUGGUUUUGACCAACUGGCUACCCAUGGCAACUACUCGGCAGCACAGUUCAUCAAGGUUCAAAGAUGGCUGGAUCAGAAUGCUAGGGACGUGCUCGAUGAGAGCGACGAGCUUCUGAAACCCAGCUAUGAGCUCAUUUACACGAAUGGUCAAGCGAAGCCAUUAUCUGGCGCACCUGGGCGAUGGACAGUCACUCUGCAACUGCUGAAUCUGAUCAAGGAAGUUGCUCACAUUGUCCACCAACGACUGCCCCUGUCGCUUGAAUUUGAGUCUCGAGAUACCGGUGAGUUUCCACACAUUCGGAUACUCAAGGACGAAGGGGGGGUUGCGCUACGAGAACUUGUCGUUGAAAAGAUUCUGCAAGGCAACCUACCAUGUUUUCCCAUCAGACACUGCAACGCAGAUAUGCGGCACGCUAUCCGUACAUUCCUACUGGAUGUGCACAUCAGUCGUGCCUGCGAUAUCAAGGUGUCCCAGCACUUCCACGGCACACCCCAGGAGUCUGCGGUGUAUAUAUUGCGCGGUUUAACAUCCCAUGAGAUCAUCACGCAUGCACUAUGCAAAAGAUGGAUGGUUAACUACGGCUUGGAUCGUUCUCGGUCGCUUGCGGCUGUACCUUACCGGGCAAAGGCCGUACCUUCCGCCAGUGCAGAGUUCGCUCAACCGGAAAUGAUGAUCGCUCUUACGGCGCUCGCAUGGCUCUACACAGGCCUGGAACGCAAAGAUUUACUUGAGUGUAUCACGAUACUCUUGAGGACGGCCGACCCUUCUCAUGAGUACGAGCAGUGGGUUCGUCAGGGUGGCCUCCCGGAGAAGUACCACAGCUUCAACUGUAUUAAUCUCGACGACAGUUCGUUGCUAGAUUAUCUGUACGGGAGUCUCAGAAAGUGCGGGCCUGUCGUUGAGUUUUUCCUCGAACACGUGGUCUUUCCAACGGAAGCCAAAGAAUUCUCUCACAAGUUUUCGAGCAGUUCUUGGGACUUGUGUUCAACCGAUGGUGGCAAAAUCACUUCGGGAUUCAGCGGCACUUGUGACAGUAGAGUCCCUUUGACAUGUUUCCAGAAAGAUCUUGAGGGUCUACGACACUCCACAGCUCUUACACUGACGACUCUCUUGCGGCAGAACAAUCGCCGCUACGUGUGCGCAGCCUCGCCAUCAUAUCAGCGCCUUACGACUGAAGGCCUUCUCGAAGUCAUUGCUCAACAGCAGCCGACUCCAUCAGUCCUAAUCGAUGUCGGGGCCCAGAUCUUGGAUCAGAACAAGGAUGUUGCGGCGAAGUGGUUAGCCAUGCGAACGGACAAAUUAGCGGCAAUCUUCUUCAACGACAAGGAUGAGAAGAUGGUCAUGAAUCGAGAUGGGACAGUAGAGCCACUUUUAUCUUCCAUUUUCAAGGACGACGUUGGUCGCUGCCUCCUCUAUCUUGACGAGUUUCACACUCGGGGGACAGAUUUCAGACUACCUGAUCAAUUCCACGCCGGUAUCCUCCUUGGGCCUGGACUUCUGAAGGAUACGUUGGUGCAAGGCGCCAUGCGGAUGAGAAAACUUGCAGUCUCCCAAACCGUAAGCUUUUUCGCACCGCCGGAAGUCGAUAGCAGUAUCAGAACACUGAUGAAAGACGCUGCCGCCGCUCCCGACAGUGCUGACGUUCUUCGCUGGGUCAUUUACCAAUCGUGCGAAUCGUUGAAGAGACAGCAACGUGCUUGGGCAGUCAAAGGAUUGCUGCAUAGGCGUCGGCAGAUUGCAAUUUCUGAGCAUAUGCUAGACACGGGUAAAGUGAGAGAGGUAGAUUCUUUUCUCAGCACGAUUCGAGAACGAGAGAGCCGCACUGUGUCAGAGCUCUACGGUGUUUCCAUCAGUCUUGAAGGAGCAUUGCCAUUCAACUUGAGCGCACAGGAAAAGCUUGACACCACAAUACAAGUGUUGCAGAAUGAAUGGGAGGCCAGCAGCCGCCUUGCAUCUAGUGCCCAGAAUGUCGAUGAGGAACAAGAGAGGGAAGUGCUUCAUGAAGUAGAGCAAGAAAGAGAGGUCGAGAAAGACGUCAAAAUCAAGCCUGCAAAUCCCAAGCUCUGUCGGGCACUGUUGCCUCUCGUCGAGACAGGGAAUGCACCAAAUCUUCCAGACGGCUUGUAUCCGGCAUUCGAGAUCUUGACCUACACCAGUAUUGCCGACAAAUACGUCCGACACGAAUGGCCCUUCCACGUUAUCGUCACAGUGGACUUUAUGCGUACAGUCAUGUCGGCCGAGAAGUCUUCUCAAGAUGAAUACCUCCGCCCAGUACAAUGGGUUUUGAAAGCCAAAUAUCUCAAGCACCCAGUAAUUAUUAGUCCCCACGAAGCCAACAGCUUACUACCGACCAUCAGAAAAAGCAAGAAGACGACACUCUUCCUUUAUCAGGCCCGUACGUCGAAGGCCAUGAAGCCGUUUGACUCCAUGUCCGUGUACAGAGUUCCAGAGAGUGCAAGUUCCGGCGGCAUGGAUCGUGAGACCAUCGUGGUCCUCAAUCUUUUCGCGGGCCAGCUGUACUUUAGCACCUUUGAAGACUACCAGCUACUUUGUGGAGUCAUUGGUCUCUGGGAUGGCCAGCGAUCUCUGCCAAAUAAGACUGAAAUUGGAAGUGAUAACUUCGUUUCGCCUGCGUGUCGAGAAGCCAAUGAGUGGACGCACUGCACGUUCAAGAAAAGUCCUGUCCAGAUGUUGACGAUGUUUAUGGAUAUGAGAAGAUUAGGGAUCGGCUGGGGACAAACCCACGUGGGAAGGAUAUUGACAGGUUACCUUCUCCGACGGGACGAAUUUGACUGA